Messenger RNA from Leptosia nina, 702 nucleotides. NCBI's taxonomy places the organism in Eukaryota, Metazoa, Arthropoda, Insecta, Lepidoptera, Pieridae. The record is from the annotation of a GenBank genome assembly.
AUGACGACAAUUACAGUGGCCAACGAGGAGGAAAUUAUUAGGAAACUGUCGUCUUACAUUGAAAAGAUAUCGAACGAUGCUAUACACAACCGUGGAAAGUUUUACGUUGGUUUAUCAGGUGGUUCAGUGGUAAAAUACCUCAGUGAAGGCCUGCCGAAAGUAAACACAGACUGGUCUAAAUGGGUGCUAGCAUUCUGUGAUGAGAGAUUGGUGCCAGAAGACAGUGAGGACUCAACCUUUGGUGUCUAUUGCAAACAGAUGAUACCAAAAACUUUACUAGACAAAAGCCAGUUCAUAACUAUUAAACAAGGAGUUAAUGCUGAAGAAGCAGCUAAGGAUUAUACUGAGCAACUGAUAAAAGCAUUUGGUGGAGAUGACUUCAAAUUUGAUUUAUUAUUACUUGGAAUGGGCCCAGACGGCCACACAUGUUCACUGUUCCCUAACCACACAUUGUUGAAUGAAACCCAAUUAAAAGUAGCGGCUAUAACUGAUUCACCCAAACCUCCACCAGAGAGAAUAACCCUGACCUAUCCAGUUAUCAACAGUGCUAGAAAUUGUAUCUUUGCUGCUAGUGGUGCAGCAAAGGCUGAAAUGAUUAAACGGAUACUGAAAGAUAAAGAAGAUUUACCUGCCGCUAGAGUGAAACCAACACAUGGAUCUGUUUACUGGAUCGUAGAUGCGGCGGCAGCGCAGCAUCUAUAA